This is a messenger RNA of Nymphaea colorata (pocket water lily), 5216 nucleotides long. RefSeq names its product G-type lectin S-receptor-like serine/threonine-protein kinase B120. NCBI's taxonomy places the organism in Eukaryota, Viridiplantae, Streptophyta, Magnoliopsida, Nymphaeales, Nymphaeaceae. Gene Ontology annotation, biological process: protein phosphorylation; recognition of pollen. The transcript is spliced from 18 exons. The record is from RefSeq and is a predicted model, not a curated record. Bases 108 to 4943 code for a protein of 1611 amino acids. Gene Ontology annotation, molecular function: ATP binding; protein serine/threonine kinase activity.
GCAAACCUUUUUUGUGCAGAGAAGAAUCAGCCUCAACAGACUGCACGCCUUGAGAAGAGAUCGAUUUCCUCGUUUCCCGGUGCUUCAUUUCAUCAAAGAGAUUGAAAAUGGGAAGUACAAGAACAACCACCGUCAAAUUACGGGCAGCUUUGGUUCUAUCAGCGCAUUUCUUGAUUCUGUCAUGUUCAGCCUUCCGUCUCUGCUCUGCAUCAAGUUCCAUCACUCCUGGACAACUCCUGAGAGAAAACCAGACCUUGGUAUCAGAGAACAAGAGUUUCAUCUUGGGGUUCUUCUCCGGUAGCUCCGGGAACAGAUACUUGGGGAUAUGGCAUGUGCAGAACUCGAUACAAAGGGUCAUAUGGGUGGCUAACAGAGAACGCCCACUCACGCGGAAUGACUCAAUUGGAGUUUUCAAGAUCGAUGACAACGGAAACCUCUUAAUUUUAGAUGGACGGGGAAGGACACUUUGGUCUGCCAGGUCUUCGUCGUCGACGCCGCCGCCGGCUCAAUAUGAGAACUGGAUUGCUCUUCUGCAGAACUCCGGAAGCUUGGUGGUGAGUGGCGGGGAUGGGAGAAUUGUAUGGCGGAGUUCGGACCAACCACCGGAGCUUGCCGGCGCGGGCCGACUGGAGAACGGCCGGUUGCAUCUUUCUCGUCGUUUGGCAUCUGCAGGAAGUACGACAAAUACAGGGAAGAAGAUAGCCAUUGCAGUGGUUGUGCCCUUCGUGGUUGUUGGCUUGGGAACACUCUUCCUCUGCUUGUGGUGGUCCAAACGAAGAGAAAAAGAGAAAUCAGCAGCUGAAGAAGUUAAAUUUACACAAUGUGGCAAGCAUAUGAAGGUGACCAACUUGCCCAUGUUGGAAUUCGAGGAAGUGGCUGCCGCAACCAACGGCUUCGCAAUUGAAAACAAGCUUGGUAAAGGCGGCUUUGGCAUCGUUUAUAAGGGAAUGCUACCAGAUGGGCAGGAGGUAGCAGUGAAGAGGCUUUCGAAGAGAUCAUGCCAAGGUCUAGAGGAGUUCACUAAUGAAGUUCACUUGAUUGCCGACGUUCAACACAGUAAUCUUGUCAGAAUUGUCGCCUGCUGCGUUGAAGAGGAAGAGAAGAUAUUGAUCUACGAGUACAUGCCCAACGGAAGCUUGGACACACAUCUCUUUGAUCCAGUCAAACGUGCACAGUUGGACUGGCAAACGCGGUUGAGGAUCCUCUCGGGGAUCGCUCGGGGGCUUCUUUACCUUCACUGUGGUUCUGGAUCGAGAAUAAUCCACCGGGAUCUGAAGGCUAGCAACGUUCUGCUGGAUGCUGAGAUGAACCCCAAGAUUUCAGAUUUCGGGAUGGCAAAGAUUGUGGGCAACCAGUUGGAGGCUGAUACAAGGAGAAUAGCGGGGACUUUUGGGUACAUGCCUCCAGAAUACGCGAAGAAGGGCGUGUUCUCGGAAAAGACGGACGUGUUCAGUUUCGGAGUGCUAGUGCUUGAGGUUGUGACGGGCAAAAAGAAUUCCACUUUCACUGAAAGCCAGAACUCCUUGGAUCUAUUGGGACAUGCAUGGGAGAUGUGGAGCGCAAGGAGGGGAAUGGAGCUGGUUGAUCCAUUAUUAGGAACACAAUGCAACAAGGCUGAAGUUGAGAGGUGCAUGCAGAUUGGGCUCCUCUGUGUGCAAGAAGGAUCAUGUCAACGGCCUAGUAUCAACGAUAUCAUCGGCAUGCUGCAGAACGCCGAUGGCUCGCCAGUGCUCCGGCAGCCAAAACGGCCGGCGUCCUACCUCGGUGAUGCGCUGCCAACACCCACCUCGUCGUCCAGGCCGAUCGAUCAGACCUGCUCGGUGAACGACAUCACAUUGACGACUGUCGAAACCGUUGAAUGGGUGGCUAACAGGGAGAACCCGGUUCCUGCAGAGGACGUCUCCGGUGGCUCUUUGGAGCUCUCCAGCACGGGAGACCUUGACUUUCUGGAGAGGAAAGGAACGAUUCUUUGGUCCACGGACUGUUGUUCGAUCAACGAUUCUUUUGCCGUUCUUGAGGACGAAGGGAACUUGGUUCUGAGAAGCAAUUCAAGUGGCGUCGCCGUGGACAAAUGGAAAGGUUUCGACAACCCUUCAGAUACGUGGCUGCCGGAGAUGGAGCUCACCUUCGACCAGCAAAAAAAAAAAAGGAUCAAUAGAGCAACCUCUGGGUUCUUCCUUAAUCCAAUUGAGAACGAGAUAACCGAGUCCUUCAGAAGCCCCUCCUUUCUCAACUCUGGGUACCACAGCGAGGGGAACGUGAAGAACGAGCCCACCUGCGGCUGCUUCCGUGGGUUCGAGCCCACCGGGUCAGAGGCCACGAACAAUUUGUCUUAUGCAAACAGGAUUGGAGAAAGUGGAAACGUCCCUGCCUACAUGCUAUAUAUUUAUUGGUGCUCCGUUUUGGCGCAAGAACCACAUGAAUCAAUGAGCCAAAGGAGGGAACGGUUGAUGCUUUGUGUUUGCGCUGCCCUUCUUUGCCCCUUUCUGUCAAGGUUGUGCCAUGGAGGGAACACAUUAUCCCCCGGCCAAGCCCUCAAGGGUAACGAUGCCAUCACCUCAUCAGGAGGGAACUUCACCUUGGGCUUCUUCUCCCUACCUACCAACAACAGCAAAACCACCAGUCCUUCACAAAAGCGAUACCUCGGAAUAUGGUACGCAAUAAUCCCCGAACAGACCGUCGUGUGGGUCGCCAACAGGAACAACCCGGUUCCCGCCAACGACUCCUCCGGCGGAUCCUUCGAGUUUGCCGGCGACGGAGACCUCGUCGUCCUGGACGGAAAGGGGAGGGUCCUCUGGUCCACAAACUGUUCAUCGACCAACGACUCCAUUGCCACCCUUGAGGAUAACGGCAAUUUGGUUCUCCGCACCAAUUCCAGUGGAGCAAUCAAAUGGCAAAGCUUCAGCAAUCCUUCAGAUACUCUGCUGUCUGGCAUGGACAUCACUUUCGAUUUCGAAAAAAUGACUGGCCAACUCUGGAGAUCGUGGAAAAGCCGCACAGAUCCAUCAUCCGGCUCCUUUGCUUUUGGUAUGGACCCAAAAAACGUGCUCCAGUGUGUCCUAUGGAAUGGGUCGGUCCCGGUCUGGCGUACCGCGCAGUGGACCGGACAGUCCUUCUCAGGCAUACCAGAAAUGUCUAACAGUUAUGGCUGGGCCGAGGGGUUCAGAUUCGUCCCUACCCGAAACGGGACUAGGGUUGAGUUCAGAGAACCUUCCUCGGCCAGUGUUGGGUACACGAGGUAUGUGGUGAAACCGCAAGGUCAGCUAGCGUUGUACUCGUGGGAGAACGAAACCGGUCGGUGGGUACAGGACUGGGCCGCGCCAGUGAACGCAUGCGCUACCUAUGGCAGGUGUGGCCCAUCCAGCGUGUGCAGCGAGGGUAGCCUGACUCAGUUUGCCUGCAAUUGCUUGCCUGGGUUCAAGCCCAGCGGGUCCGGUGGGUGCGUCCGGUCGGUCCAGCUUGGGUGCGGUAGAGACGACGGUUCGAGUAAUAAGGAUGAUUUUAAAAAAGUGGCGUCGGUGAAGCCUCCCGAUGGGGUACUUCGGUUGGUCCAAGUUGCUGACGGCCUGGACGAGUGCCGGACGAUUUGUUCGAAGAAUUGCUCGUGUACGGGACAUGCUUUAGUUGGCGAAACUCUGUGUAUGAUGUGGUUCGAAGAGGACUUGGUGGACAUGCAGCAGUUAGCGAGUGGAAGGGGCGUGGACUUCUAUGUUCGUGUGGCACCCGAUGUACCGAGCCCAUCAACUAAAGAACGCAGGAAUAUAUUGGUCAUCGUAUUAUCAUCAGUAGGCUGUUUGGGUGCGAUUUUGUGUUUGGUAUGCAUCUACCUUUUAUGGAGACGUCAGACCAACGCAAGAGGACUGAAUGGAGAACUCUUGGAGGACCAGCCGUUUCAUGCAAGUACCAUCCAAGAAGUAAGAGACUCUGAGUUGCCGUUAUUCGAUUUGAAGACGAUAAUGGCCGCAACAGACGAUUUUGCCACCACAAACAAGCUUGGAGAAGGUGGCUUUGGGCCAGUUUACAAAGGGGUACUGGCAGGUGGACAGGAAAUAGCAGUGAAGAGACUGUCAAAGAGUUCAAGGCAAGGUUUUGAGGAGUUCAUGAAUGAGGUGGAGGUGAUUGCUAAGCUUCAGCACAAAAAUUUGGUCAGACUUUUGGGGUGUUGUGUACAAGGGGAAGAGAAAAUACUGGUAUAUGAGUAUAUGCCCAACAAAAGCUUGGACUUUCUAUUGUUUGACCCGACGGUUAGCGCACCAUUGGAUUGGGAGCGUCGAUUCCAGAUCGUGAUGGGGACAGCGAGAGGUCUGCAGUAUCUUCAUCAGGAAUCAAGGUUAAGGGUCGUCCACAGGGACCUCAAAGCCGGCAAUAUACUGCUUGAUGAAAGGAUGAAUCCUCGCAUUUCAGACUUUGGCCUCGCCAGGAUCUUUGGGGCUGAUCAGACUCAAGUCAACACCCACAGAGUAGUUGGGACUUACGGGUACAUGUCUCCAGAGUAUGCCUUGGAAGGUCGGUUCUCAGCAAAAUCAGAUGUCUUCAGUUUCGGCGUCAUCGUGUUGGAGAUCUUGAGCGGUCAAAAGAUGACGAGUUUCAGGCACAAGGAACUCUCCCUCAACCUUUUAGGACAUGCAUGGAAAUUAUGGAGGGAAGAUCGAAUAAUAGACUUCCUUGAUCCCACUUUGGGUGGUAUCUGCAAUUCGGACCAAUUCCUGAGGUGCAUAAACGUGGGCCUUCUCUGUGUUCAAGAAGGCACAGCAGAUCGACCAUCGAUGUCCUCCGUGGUUCUAAUGUUGAGUAGUGAGCUUACCAACUUGCCUCAACCAAAGCCACCUGCUUACUCUUUAAGAACGGCUCCUGGGGAUUCUGAUCUGCCCAGCUUUCCCGACCAUGAAGAUUCAAUCUGUUUAGUGAAUGAUGUCACGGUUUCUAGUAUGGAACCUCGUUAGAGUUGGAAGAAUUAUGACAUGGGAGAAGCCAUCUCAAAUUAGAACCAAAUUUAAUUUACUUCAACGGUCAGUAUCUCUAACGCAACUGCAAAAAAAUUGUGGGCUUAUCAUGUUAAGUAAAGCCGAUGUUCUGAAUUUUUCUCAAACUCAAAGUGAAGUUUAUGUCAUGAUGUAUUCUGAAAUGCACUACUACCAGGUUACUAGUCAGAGACCUGCCUUGGGCGGGCAAUGGCUUAGCCAUAAACAGUACUCGAUCAUCUUAUUUUUGUGAAA